Molecule: messenger RNA, 1268 nt
Organism: Ziziphus jujuba (common jujube)
Lineage: Eukaryota; Viridiplantae; Streptophyta; Magnoliopsida; Rosales; Rhamnaceae
Product: protein LEAD-SENSITIVE 1
Exons: 3
Coding region: 264-1052 (262 amino acids)
Source: RefSeq, a predicted model, not a curated record
UUACAUGGGACGCUCCCUAUUCAAUUAGCCACCUUGCAACAAGUCAAAAGCAAAGAGGAAAAUGCAAGGAAAACCAGAAGAAGGGUCGUCACCAUCGCCAUGAUGAUGAUCAUCAAUGUCAUGUAUAGAUGAUUAAGAUCUACAAAAUAAAUCCAAAAAAAUAUUUAUAGGAACCUUUCUUUUGGGUCAUUUCCACCAGUCGAAGCGGUCGCUUAGAGGAAGAGCAUAGCCCAAGCAGACCAAGAAGCAUUUUUUAGCGAGAAAUGGGUUUGUUCACAAACCGAGUUGAGAGAAGUGAGAUCAAGCCAGGCGACCAUAUUUACACCUACAGAGCUGUCUUCGCUUACUCUCACCACGGUAUCUUUGUUGGGGGAAGCAAGGUGGUUCACUUUAGACCAGAGAGAAUCUUGAAUUCAAGCACUGAAACGUCAUCUGACUAUUAUGAGGAAUCAAUGUCAAACCCAUGUCCAACUUUCCCUGAUUGUGGAUUCAGACAACCCAACAGUGGCGUUGUCCUCUCUUGCCUGGACUGCUUCCUUAGAAAUGGAUCUCUCUACUGUUUUGAGUAUGGGGUUACCCCUUCAGUUUUCAUUGCCAAAGUAAGGGGUGGUACAUGUACCACUGCAACAUCGGAUUCACCUGAAACGGUUGUCCACCGAGCUAUGUAUCUUCUUCAAAAUGGAUUUGGUAAUUAUGAUGUGUUCCAGAACAACUGUGAGGAUUUUGCACUUUACUGCAAAACUGGCCUUCUGAUAGUAGACAAACUGGGUGUUGGAAGAAGUGGCCAAGCUUCUUCUGUCGUUGGUGCUCCACUGGCUGCAAUUCUAUCUUCCCCUCUUAAGUUAUUGAUGCCAAGCCCAGUAGGUGUAGCUACAGUAACGGCUGGGAUGUACUGCAUGAGCAGGUAUGCCACCGAUAUAGGUGUUCGAACUGAUGUGAUCAAGGUGGCAGUGGAGGACCUGGCUGUGAACUUGGGUUGGGGUGACCAGCAUGAGGAGGAAGUUCCUGAGGAUGACGAUUCUUCAAACAAACAGCUUAUCCAGCUGAUGUGAAUUUCAUCCUCCUGCAAAUGAAGCUGGACCUAUAAAUUAUUGAUAGCCAGUGUUGGUAAUAAGCAUUUUCUUGACAUUAAUGCCUGUUAGUCCUGAUGUGCCUGCUUUCCUUUCCCUACUCUACGAUUCUCGUCCCCUUACAUUUUAUGUAAAUCAUACAAUUGCUUUGUGGUUGAUUAUGCAUGGAAUGAUGAAAGCAAACGUGUCUGGUUUUUA